AUGUCCGCCCUGCCAAUAACAGACGGCGCCGAGCGUCUCAAAAACCGCAAGCCGGUUCCCAAGAUGCCGCCGGCGUACCUGGCCACGUCGGCUGAUUCGCCGCUCAAGGUAGACAAAGAAUUGUACGCCGCUGCGCAGGGAGCACCGAGGGUUUUGGUGGAACAAUUUACGCUGCCGAUCCGGAGCGGGAGGGCGUGGAAGGUGCCCGCCGGGGGGAUUGUGAGGAUUAGCACGCCGGACGGGGGACAGGUUGGCGACCUCAAUAUCUGGAAUGCUCACAACCCACGCGAGCGCUUUUGGACAUCCCGCACAAAACAACUCCACGCCUCCCAUGUCUCUACUUACGACCGUCUGUGGUCCUGCCUGCCUUACAUGCGGCCGCUAGCCACCAUCAUCGCCGACUCUCUGUCGUGGUACGGCGUCGACGAGCACGGGGGAAGGGUGCAUGAUCUGUUGGGGACGCGGUGCGAUCCUUACAUCAACGCUGUGCUUUCCGAAGGCGGAGGGUACGAUUUUCACUGUCAUUCCAAUCUGGUUAGAGCGGUCUUGCCGUUUGGCCUCGAGGAGAGGGACGUACAUGAUGUGAUUAAUCUCUUCCAGGUCACGGGGCUGGAUGAGGCAGGGAGGUAUUUCAUGAAUCCUUGCCCGGCGGAGAGGGGGGAUUAUAUCGAGUUUUUGGCCGAGGGCGAUUUGUUGAUGGCUCUGAGCACCUGUCCCGGCGGGGACUUGUCUUUAUGGGGAUUUGGAAGUGAUAGUGAGAAGGAGAUGAUGAAGUGCUGUCGGCCGCUGAAAGUCGAGGUUUUCCGGCUCGAGGACGAGGACUUGUUACGGAAGGGCGGGUGGAAGCCGGCUGAGAUGGCUCCGUAUAAGGGGGUACAUGGAAUGGCGAUUCCGCGGGGCGAGCAUGAGAAGAAGACUUGA
Molecule: messenger RNA, 921 nt
Organism: Pseudomassariella vexata
Lineage: Eukaryota; Fungi; Ascomycota; Sordariomycetes; Amphisphaeriales; Pseudomassariaceae
Exons: 4
Coding region: 1-921 (306 amino acids)
Source: RefSeq, a predicted model, not a curated record